CUAAUUUCUGAAAAAGUAUGGCGAAAAGAUUCACAAAGUCUUCUAUAGACUGGGUAGCACUUGAAAAGCGGGUGCCCCGUGAUCAGAAAAACCAAUUCUUGGUUUUCAAAGCUAAAUCUGACGGAUACUUACGAAGAGUCCUUGCAAAUCCUGAAAAACCUCCAGAAAUUAACUGGGCAGAGUAUCAGAAGUCGGUGCCUGUUGAAGGCCUUGUAGAGAAAUUCAAAUCGCAAUACCAGAGCCUACAGGUGCCAUUUCCAAAUGAUACUUUGUCGGCCGAAAUUGAUAAACAGUGGUCGGCGAUUGAACCAGGAAUAAAAGCGUUUCGUGCCGAGAUGCAAAAGGAGAUUGACGCGGCUAACAAACAGUUGCAACGCAUCAAUGCGUUGCCGAAGUUUGAGGACAUGCAUAUGGAAAUGUUCAAGGACAUGUACCCUGAGGAAGCGUUAGAUCCCGUAAACAGGCCCACUUUCUGGCCACACAACCCUGAAGAGCAGCCAGGUUAUAAGCCACCUAAUGCACCGGCAGCCGCAGGACAUUAGUUAUACUUUGAUUGUUUUGUUAAAAUAUUGUCGAUACAAUGAUUAUAAGUUUUUUGCUAUAAAUAUAGACUAUGUCGU
Molecule: messenger RNA, 620 nt
Organism: Hyposmocoma kahamanoa
Lineage: Eukaryota; Metazoa; Arthropoda; Insecta; Lepidoptera; Cosmopterigidae
Product: ATP synthase subunit d, mitochondrial-like
Exons: 3
Coding region: 18-542 (174 amino acids)
Biological process (GO): proton motive force-driven ATP synthesis
Molecular function (GO): proton transmembrane transporter activity
Source: RefSeq, a predicted model, not a curated record